CAAUAUAUAAGCGGGACCUCGAUCACCUGUGACCUAGCUCUACAUGUCAGCACAGUCAACUCCAGAGCAGAUACUGGAAAGCCACCGACAGGCCAUAGCCGAUGAUAUGUUCGACCCAGACAGCAUGGAUGGGCUACUUACACCGGUUCACACGCCAGAGACGCUCGAACAAGACGACGAGUUCGACUACCUUUUUAACGAUCCAGACGAAGAGCAGCACCAAGGUCACGAGCCGGGAGGCGAUACACCAACAUCUCAGGUGAACAGCAUCGACGCAGUCCCACCCAUCAACGCACCACCGAACACGACAGGCACCAAGCGGAAGCACGAAGACGACGACACUACCGACCUCCCUCACUCCGCCAACACCAACACCACCCAAGCCGCACCCCUACCCCCUCCCCCAUCACCCCAGCACCAAGCCCUCCCGCCUCCAUCCGCCCCAGCCCCACCACCAAUGUCCAACGCCCCCCCCUCCUACGCCCCCAUAAAAACCCGCCCGCGCACCCGCCCCCGCGCCCCCGCCGCAAAGAAACAACCGCGAAACCCCCCUCCCCCGCUCCCCUCCCCGACGCCCUCCAACGACGCGCUCCCCGACUCGGACCCCGCGAAAUUGUGGUGCGUAUGCCGGCAGCCGGCGCGGGGGCGCAUGAUCGCGUGUGAUGCGCCGGGGUGCCGGGUUGAGUGGUUUCAUUUUGGGUGUGUGGGGUUGAGGGGGGGGAGGGGGAGGGGGAGGGGAAAGGUGAAGGGGGAGUGGGUUUGUGGGUUGCAUCGGGGGGAGAGGGGGGAGGGUGGUGGGAAGGGGAGUGGGGGGAAGGGGGUGAAGAGGAGGAAGGGUGGGGAGUGA
Boeremia exigua is the source of this 847-nucleotide messenger RNA. RefSeq lists its product as uncharacterized. Bases 44 to 847 code for a protein of 267 amino acids. NCBI's taxonomy places the organism in Eukaryota, Fungi, Ascomycota, Dothideomycetes, Pleosporales, Didymellaceae. The record is from RefSeq and is a predicted model, not a curated record. Gene Ontology annotation, cellular component: nucleus. The transcript has a single exon.